AGUACAUAUGCACUGGGAAACUGAAAGUAGACCACUAUUAUAUAUAAGUAAAACUUUUGAAAUAUGGAUAAAAUAUCAGAUGUCAUAAUUUCUGAUUGCGAUAAAUCAAGAUAUAUCAAACCACUUAGACUGACAUAUCAACAGAAUGGAAUAAAAAAGAUUUGGGAUGCAAUGACUGUUCAUGAUAGUGUUGUGAUCCUCAUCUACAAUGUUACAAGACAUGUCUUGGUGUUUGUUAAACAGUUCAGACCUGCUGUAUACCUUUGCAGUUCGAAAGUUUCAGAAGUGGAUGGACAACAGGUUAUUAAUCAUGAAGAUAAUCCAGCUAGUUUAGGUUUAACAUAUGAACUUUGUGCUGGUAUUGUUGAUAAAGAUACCAGUUUAGAACAAAUAGCUCAGGCAGAGGUAUUGGAGGAGUGUGGGUAUAAAGUACCUCUUGAUAGACUUGAAAGAAUGUGUUCUUGUAGAGCUGGUGUUGGAACUGCUGGGGCUUUACAAACAAUGUAUUUUGCUGAAGUGACAGAUGCUAUGAGGGUUUCUAAAGGAGGAGGGAUAGAAGAAGAGGGAGAAAUGAUAGAUGUAGUAGAUAUAUCUGUUUCAGAGGCCAUGGACUUUGUCAUGGAUGAUAAUGUAAACAAACCUGUUGGAAUGAUGUUUGCAGUGUUAUGGUUCUUUCAGAACAAAAAUAAACAUUAUUCCUCAAAAAUUUGACCAACAAACUGUAAUAGGGUUAUUACUAGUAUUCUACAAAAAAAAAACAAUUUGAUGCACAUGCUCUUUGUGUUUUAUUGUAUAAUGGCAGCAUUUUGAUAUUGUUUUCACAAUUUUAGUAACUUUUUGGUUAAGCUAACAUGAAAUGUCAUAAUUGUGAUAGAUUAUACCUAAUUCAAAAAAACUUGACCUUUGUCAGUCUUUUUUCCAAUGUUCAUACAAUCAGAUUUUUGUAACAGAUUCUUUAGCAUCAGUGACUUAAUCUAAAGCAUACACAUAUAGCUUUUUUGUUGAUCUGCAUUUUUGGAUUGCAAAUAUUGUGUUGGCUUAAAGGUGACAUUUUUUUAAACAUAUUUUUAGAGAUUAAUUAUUCCCAAAUAAAAGGAAACAUUUACUGAUAAAAUAAAGUUACUGUGGAAAUA
Molecule: messenger RNA, 1133 nt
Organism: Mytilus californianus (California mussel)
Lineage: Eukaryota; Metazoa; Mollusca; Bivalvia; Mytilida; Mytilidae
Product: uridine diphosphate glucose pyrophosphatase NUDT14-like
Exons: 5
Coding region: 64-711 (215 amino acids)
Biological process (GO): ribose phosphate metabolic process; nucleoside phosphate metabolic process
Molecular function (GO): UDP-sugar diphosphatase activity; metal ion binding
Source: RefSeq, a predicted model, not a curated record